AUUUAGCUCCACGUGAGAUGACCGCUCUGGUUAUGCUUUCAGAGCACGUGCAGACGUGUCAGAUGUUUUGACGACCUGUGUCUGAGCAGAGCGCGCGCAGCUUCCGGUGCUCGCGGCGGCGGUUCUCCGUUUGAUGUCACAUGUAUACAUGUUUGUGAUCCACGCGCCUCGGAGGAUCACUGCGACCGAGCCAUGUUGGGUCAAGUUAGACAACGAAACAGGAAGUGAACUGCCUGUUUUCCUUCAAAAUAAAGGUCUUAACGCUGAACGCAUUGUACAACUCCUGGUUAAGAUUCAGUGUAAAGAGGCUUCAGGCGUGAAGCCACAUCUGUUUCACUGUGUAUAACAUGUCCUGUGUGUAUUAAAUCACGGGAUGGGUUCGAGUAUCCCGCCCAAAAGGAAAGAAACCAUGACGCUGCAACCUGACACGGAUUUGAAACGCGACGUCCCGGAGGUACUGCGUGUCGUCAUUGUGCGGAGCUUGUCUCGGGUCAUGCUCACGGCACCGCGUACCGGCCCUGUUUGUGUGUCCGUUUCUUCCUCCGUGACUGGAUGAUUAUGGAGCUCGUGCAGUGUUCCGGUGUCUUGACAAACAGAGCCACCACGCAGAGCGCAGUUUGUACGCCCGCCAGAGUCUGCAGGUAGCCGGGCAGGUGGGCAGGUGGGCUGGCGGCAUGCGGUCUGCUGAUGUGGAGUACAGCCCGGUGGGAGAGGGGCUGGGGAUGCGGGAGUUCUGGCUGUAUGUGUGGCUGCGGAGGGUGGCGGUGAUAGCGGCUCAUGUCACCGGAAUGGGCCUGACCCUCAUCAUCUCCCUGCUGUCCAGACCCGGAACCAGCCUGUUUUCCUGGCAUCCAGUGUGUAUGUCUUUUGCAUACUGCCUGUGUAUGACUGAAGGUAUCCUCCUUUUCUCAGCUGAAGGAUCCCCGUUCUGCUUCAAAUCUCGGAAGGGUAAAGUCCGUCUCCACUGGUUCUGUCAGGCUCUGGUCCUGAUAAGUGCAGCCACUGGGCUGGGCUUCAUGGUGGCCAGCAAGAGUGUGUCAGAGCUCCCCCACUUGGUCACCUGGCACAGUUUGCUGGGUAUCUGCACCUUGGCCGCCACCAUCCUCCAAGCAUCUUGCGGCCUCUGCGUGGUCUGCCCCAAGCUGCUGCGUCUCUCUUCCUCUGUGCCGAGGCUCAAGCUGUACCACGCCACCUGCGGCCUGGUGGUCUACCUGCUGGCCACAGUGACUGUGGUGUCAGCUAUGUUCUCAGACUGGUUUCAGGCCACGGUGAAAGGGGUGGCCUGGUGGGCCUUCCUCCUGCUGCCCCUCUUCCCUGCCUUGGUGGUGAUGAACCAGAUAACGAAUGCCUACCUGCCCCGUAAGAAGAUCACCAGCUAGGAGAUGCAUUUGCUUUAUUUGCUCAGUGGCCAUACUGGAUUCACAUUGUACUCCGAGGCCUAGAGAAUUAGAUAGAAGCAAAGUCCUCCGCUAAAGCAAACAGCUUCACACGUUGGUCGUCUUAGAGACAGCAGAAGAACAUAAAAACAUGGCUGUGCUCUCCCAGCACAGGGCUCUGGAAUUGAGUUGUAUUGCUUACCAAGAUCUCUGUCUGUUACCUGAGCCAGAACAUCCUAACCAGGGGCCGGUACAGAGCCUGGGUGAAGCUGAGAUUACACUUAGAGUGUACAAACUGAUCAUUGGUGAGGACGAAUGAUCAAAAUCAAAUGUUUGGAUGUUUAAUCUCAGCUUCACUCAAGCCACCCAAAGAUAUAUGUCAGAUAUUGGCUACAAGCUUGCUAGCUAAGCAGGCUAUUUACUGGCUGACUUUGGUCUUGACUUGGCCUCAACUGAGUCAAAAUCUUGGUCUUGUCCCGAGACUCUUUGGUCCUGAUCAUGGCUUUGUCUCAGUUUAGGUGGUCUUGACUACAACACUGCUCAGCACACUUGGAGCCAGCACCUAGUGGCCAGUAGAAGAACUGCAUCUUAAAAACUAAGCAGAUUUGGCAGUUUUGCUGUCUUUAAACUGACUCCAGCUGAAAUAAGAAACACAAAGGGAUCUUUAAAGAAUCUAAUGACACUAUGCACAAUGUGUGGACUACCGUGACAAACGUCUAGACACAUGACACACAGGACACAGUAGGCCAUGACUAUCAUCAUAGUUGGAGCUUGUGAAUAUCUCUGAACUUCUUUCAUCUGUUGCCUCUCCGGAGGAAGAUUUGCACUACAUAUGCAGUGAAAGCCACAGUCAAAGACAGUGUGUCAAUGGUGUUUGAAGUAGCACCUGGAUGAUUUUAAACCAGCCUGUACAUUCUAUUUAUUUAUCCAUGUAUGAUAUUUUUGUGUUGUGGCUGACUGAAAUGCUUCAUGUAGCACCUCUGAGCAAUGUUGAGUCAGAUCAUGCUGUCAAACCAAACCAGAGAGUUUUCAUACAAGGCCUCCUUUAGCUCAUUGUGUUGGUUUUAUGGCACGGCUAUGUGUCUGAAAACACACUGCUAACAAUAUUAUCAGGACAAAAAGAGACUGAUGAGCCAUCAUUGAGUCUGAACAAUGACGUGCAAAGCGACAAGUAGCACCUCUGGUUCCUGAGCUAUUCAUUUUUGUCAGCGUGUAUGUAUAACCCUUUUCUGUAUAUCAAGUGGUUGUUUAUAGUCGUGCUCUUUGUGAUUUAGCUUCUGUUAUUGAUAUGAAAGAAUAUGAAUGUGGCAAAGGCAAAAGCUUACUUUUUGCAAAGAUGUCAUCCCUUCAUAAUCAGUCCAACACUAAUUCAACCAAUCCCAGCAUACUCGUAAGGGCUAGUUCCCAUCGGCUCCAUAUCAGCAAAAUAGUCAAAUGAGAAGAUUUGGAAAGAACACAGAUCACUGCACCUUUCCAUGCCAGGUCCAAACCUGCUUUCAAGAAACUGUCUUCCUUACAAGUGAACAUCAGAGGUUUGGUUCGUUUCGUGUUAGGCACAAUAGACGGUAAUCUUCAUUUAUUGCUCUCAACGAGUGACACCAUCAAUCUAACCAUUUGUUGUAUACAGAGCUUGUAGGGAAUCCUGGGAACAAGUUCUACCCCAUGAGUAGAGUAAGAAUUCUGCUUAUUGCUCUGAUUCUUUAUUGACUCCUUCAUUGAUUCCUGAUCAGUUUUCUGUGUUGGAAAAAAGUAGUCAUUGUUUAACUGCUGUUGUAUAGAAAGAAGUGUAAGCACGUUGCUGCUGUUUCACUUCCAGCCAUUUACUUCCAUAAAUGAUCAUUUUACAGAUACUUAUUAUCUCUGUUGUCUUCAUGAAAUCAAACCAUGUUUUACCAGCGGUGUAUAGAUUUGACGUCACUGUCUUGUGUACAGUCGUCGCAAACAGCCAGCACAAACAGGUUUGUUGAAAAGCAGCUGCAGGUUCUUUUCUAAUCAGGACAAGACUCAGUGCGACCCUGCUGGGAUUGAUGAAUGUGGACUAUUUUUAACUAACUGUGUUAGAGAACCUGUUGGAUGUACUGAUCCUCCAGCACCUUGCCUCAGCCUCUUUGUCUUAUUCACGACUGUGUACCUUCAGUAAGUACAAAUCAAACGUUUCCUUCUUUCAUGUGAUAGUUUGUCCAUUUUUAAAUCAGCGCAAAGCUGAAAGCAAAACUGUAAGUGCUCAUCCCUGCUGUGUCUCUCAUAGAAGACAGUGAAAGUUAAUCCCACAUAUGUUGACAAGAUGAUCAGUCGGUAAUAAACCCUCCAGACUGGGUUUGACAUUUUAGCUGUCCAUCAUUAAAAUCAGGUUUCUGAUGAUUUAUUAAUGACUGUUUUUCCUCGCUGCUUUUGUUUUUGAUCUGCUCUUACUCCAGCUCACAUAAAAAGCAUGUAAUGUAUAAUGUUCAGAAGUGUAAAAUAACACAUUUAAAGGAGCCGUGUGGAGGAUUUGGGGGACCUUUCGUCCGCAGCUCAUCAUACGACAAGAAGUCAUGAAGAUCGAAGUUUCUGUUGGAACUUCCAAAGACUGUUUAAGAUGAAAUAAGAUCAACUUUAUUGGCCCUGAGGGGAAAUCUGACUUGUGUAACAGUGCUACACACAGCUUAAAAAAAACUUAAUAAAACGUAAAUACAAAUCAGUACAGUGAAACACCAAAGACAUGAUCAUAAGUUCCAUCCAACAAAAAAUAAUAUGCAUCAUAAAACAUGAGGAAUGACAGGAAAUGUGCUAUGUGCAUGUUGGUAUUAUCGCAUAGCUCUACUACCAACACUCUUUCUGUUUCUGGAGAUUUUAUGUCUGUAAUCGUCAUCAUAAUGUAAAGUCUGUGGGCCUGAGGGAAAACACUGCUGUGCAUAUUUAAUGAGCGCAUAACCAGAGCGUUCAAACAUAUCCAUAAAGCUUUACAUCUACUGUACAGCUGCUGCGUCUGUAGAUAUCAAAGUGUUCAGGCGAUUAUACACGAAUGGAAACUUUUUAACAUUAUUUUCCAUUUCUGUAAACAGUCCUCUAAAUCUGACCAAUUGGACUUUUAAGACAAACAGUUGAAUUCAGAAUUCCAGAUUUAAUAUGACUUUAUUUCCCUCUCAUUAAAUGGAAUUCAUAUUCUACUACAUCCCACUGAGCAUGCUCUUUGUUCGAUUUACUUCUCAGGACUUUGCUGUAUGAGCCUGUUCAGAGUGUUUAUGAAUAUCAAUUGUCAGCUGCCUGUGAACCUCCAAUAAAAAAACGUUUGAAUUU
Molecule: messenger RNA, 4655 nt
Organism: Larimichthys crocea (large yellow croaker)
Lineage: Eukaryota; Metazoa; Chordata; Actinopteri; Sciaenidae
Gene: cyb561d1
Product: cytochrome b561 family, member D1
Exons: 3
Coding region: 675-1379 (234 amino acids)
Molecular function (GO): transmembrane monodehydroascorbate reductase activity
Source: RefSeq, a predicted model, not a curated record